AUGUCGCCUAUCAAGAAUUACUACACACUGGGCGUAGUCUUGUUCGCAGCUACUGGGACCUUUUUGUUUGUGCGUGGCAUUCCAAUCGCCCACGAAAGCUGGAAAGACUACAUGAAACACCCCAACAAUGGCCUCACGGGAGCCGUCGUUGGUGUCUACAUCUCGGGAGAAGCGGUGGGUUCGCUGCUGCAGAUCGCCCUGGGCGACCGUCUCGGGCGCCUCCGUUUCAUGUCGCUGAUGUGUGUCAUGGUGACCAUCGGAACCGUCAUCCAAACCGCGUCGGUCAGCAUAGCCAUGUUCCUUGCGGGGCGAGCCGUGGCCGGCAUGGCGGUGGGGUUAGUUUCCAUGCGACGAACAUCGUCACAACCCGACGUAACCUCGGAAAUAAAGCUUGACCGAGCCAACCAGUCUAGAGGCCAAUCACUGAUCUCGCUCAUAAACAGUGGCAUGGUCUCGACGGUCCCGAUAUACCUCUCCGAAAUCUCCCCGCCGCACCACCGCGGCCUCAUCGGGGGCACCGCAGGCUGCGGCAUCUCGGCGGGGACAAUGGCCUCAAACUGGGUGGGGUUUGGCGGCUCGUAUGCCCCAUACGGCGAAAUGCAGUGGCGGCUGCCGCUGGGGGUCCAGAUCCCCUGGGGUCUAGUCAUGAUGUGCGGCCUCCACACCUUCAUGCCCCAGUCGCCGAGGGAACUGAUUCGAAAGGGUAGAGUCGACGAGGCGAGGGCCGAGUUUAGCAAGAUCAGGCGGGAUCUAGGCGAGGACGAGUUUAUGCACGAGUUUGCGCUGAUGCGGGGGCAGAUCGAGUUCGAGAUGGAGAGGGAGAUCAAGAGCUAUGGGGAGAUCUUUCGCCUGUUCAGACAUCGUGCGCUUGUACGCAUGGGGUCGUCGCAAGUUAGUCAGCCUAUAGUCCCUCCUCCGGCCAACGAGCAGACACUGAUAAGGCACAGGAUGAUUCUCUGGGGUCUCUUUGGUGUCAUGAUCGUCGAGAUCUAUGCCGCCGUCAUGCAGCGCCAGUUCCAGAACACGGAUAACAAGGUCGGCAAGGGCUUCGCGGUGCUAGGAAUCUACCUUUUUGUGGUGAUAUUCUACGGCAUGCUCAACAGCACUACAUGGCUCUACGGCGCCGAAGUGCUGCCGAUGGCCCUGAGAAACAAGGUGAUGGGCCUGGCCGCCUUCUCCCACUUUGUAGUCAACGUUGCUGUCACGCAAGCCGGCCCGACCGCGUUUGCCAACAUCGGCGAAAACUACUAUUACGUGUUUGUUGGGUGCACAUUCUUCUUCCUCGUGGUUGGGUACUUUUAUUUCCCCGAGACGAAACAAAAGUCCCUCGAGGAGAUUGCGGCAGCCUUUGGAGACAAAUUCAUUGACUUGGCCGAGGUCGGUGUUCUCCAGCAGGAAAAGAUGGCUUCUGUUCAGACUGGAAGUGGGCAAGAUGUGGAAGGCCUGGUAAUUUGGUGGUCGAUUCAAGCAUCUGGGCCGAUGGACCCUUGGCGGGCGGCAAAACCACACUCGACCAGGAAUAUUGGCUGCAUCCGCGCCAGGAUCAGCACGCCCGCCAUGAUCUCGCACGUUGUCGCCACCCUUCUCGGCCUAGCCGUUACCGCGCAAGCAUGGCUGCCCGCCGAUCCCGCGCGCGCGCCGCUCGUCGCCCGCGACGGCACAACCCUCUUCAACAGCACCGCGGAUGCAGCCGAGGCAAGACGACACCCCAGGCGCUGGCUGCCCGGCGGCAGCGACAAGAUCCGCGGUGUCAACCUCGGGUCGCUGUUCGUCGCCGAGCCGUGGAUGAUGGCCGACACGUGGGAGCGCAAGCUCGGCUGCCCGCGGGAUUCUUCCGAGUUCGACUGCGUGCUGCAGAGGGGCCAGGGCGCCGCAGACGAGAAGUUCCAGCAGCACUGGGUGGACUGGAUCACGCAGUCCGACUUUGAUGAAAUGGUCUCAUACGGGAUCAACACGGUUCGCAUACCCGUUGGCUACUGGAUCAUGGAAAGCAUUGUGUACAAGGACUCGGAGUACUUUCCCAGGGGAGGGCUGGAUCACCUCAAGCGCAUCUGCGGGUACGCUAGCGAUCGGGGGAUGUACAUCAUCAUUGAUAUGCACGGCGCACCCGGAGCACAAAAGGCAAAGGACGCUUUUACGGGCCAGCUGGCGCCCACGCCAGGCUUCUAUCAGGACUACCAGUUCAAGCGCGGCAUUGAUUUCCUGGCUUGGCUGCGCGAGACAAUUUACAGAAACAACGAGUUCAGGAACGUUGGUAUGCUCGAGGUCGUCAACGAACCACUGCGGCAGUUUGAGGAUGGCGGAAAGACAGAUUACAUGCGGAGGGAGUUUUAUCCCAAGGCGUAUCAGGCAAUUCGCAACAAAGAAUCCAGCCUCGGCAUCACCCCCAACAACUACCUCCACAUCCAAUUUAUGAACAAGCUCUGGGACAGCGGCGACCCGCAGCAGUACCUGACCGACAACUACUUUGCCGCCUACGACGACCACCGCUACCUCAAGUACGCCCUGGGCGCAAGCCAGCAGGACCACGACUCGUAUCUCCGGGCGAGCUGCAGCGACGACCGGAGCGGCGACGCCGCGCACGGCUGGGACUGGCCCGUCGUGGUCGGCGAGUGGUCCCUCUCGGCGCCCUUCAUCAGCGGCCAGGACAGCUACGCGCUCGAGUGGAGCGACGGCUGGCACCCGGACAAGCAAAAGGCCUUUUACUCGCGGUGGUUCCGCGCGCAGGUGCUAAGCUACGAGAAGCACACGAUGGGAUGGGUCUUUUGGAGCUGGAAGACGGAGCUGCAGAACGGCGGCGUCAAGGACUACAGGUGGGGCUACAAGGAUGCCGUCGCUGCCGGUGUGAUCCCGAGAGACUUGAACAGCAUUGCAAACUCGGGGGCGUGCGACGGGUUCUGA
Messenger RNA from Pyricularia pennisetigena, 2901 nucleotides. RefSeq lists its product as uncharacterized. The record is from RefSeq and is a predicted model, not a curated record. The transcript is spliced from 10 exons. Gene Ontology annotation, molecular function: transmembrane transporter activity; beta-glucosidase activity. Gene Ontology annotation, biological process: transmembrane transport; glucan catabolic process. Bases 1 to 2901 code for a protein of 966 amino acids. Lineage: Eukaryota; Fungi; Ascomycota; Sordariomycetes; Magnaporthales; Pyriculariaceae. Gene Ontology annotation, cellular component: membrane; cell surface; extracellular region.